Molecule: messenger RNA, 1396 nt
Organism: Eruca vesicaria subsp. sativa (arugula)
Lineage: Eukaryota; Viridiplantae; Streptophyta; Magnoliopsida; Brassicales; Brassicaceae
Source: the annotation of a GenBank genome assembly
AAACCUUUUAAGCCUUAUCUCUUUCCCUCUAAACCAUGGACGACGUAGUAGACAGAGCCACUCUCACAUUCCACCGCAUACCUUCCCUCAACUCCUCCAUACUCACCUCUCCCCCGUCCAAAUCCACCACCGUAAAGUUCCCCCGCCGUGUGCUGCGGAGUUCCUCUCCCGGAGAUGUCGGUCUCGGGAGUAAGUUCGCUUGCAUCACCAUGGCUGAGAAGUGCGAGCACAGGGAGCAGCAGUUCGCUCCGACGCCAGCUCAGCUCUUGAGCAACCCUCUUGCUAUCCUUGCUCUUGUCCCCAAAGAUGCUGCUAUCUUUGCAGCAGGUGCUAUUGCUGGAGCCGCUGCUAAAACGGUUACGGCUCCACUUGACCGUAUCAAGCUUCUUAUGCAGACACAUGGUAUAAGAAUGGGACAACAGAGUGCAAAGAAAGCAAUAGGGUUUAUUGAGGCAAUCACUUUGAUAGGCAAAGAAGAUGGGAUGAAAGGUUACUGGAAAGGAAACUUGCCUCAGGUGAUAAGAGUAUUGCCUUACAGUGCCGUCCAGCUUUUGGCUUACGAGACUUACAAGAAAUUGUUCAAAGGCAAAGAUGAUCAGCUCUCAGUAAUUGGAAGACUUGCAGCUGGUGCUUGUGCUGGCAUGACAUCUACUUUGUUGACUUACCCACUAGAUGUUUUGAGACUGAGAUUGGCAGUUGAGCCUGGGUACAGAACAAUGUCUCAGGUUGCUUUGGGUAUGCUCCGGGAAGAAGGAAUUGCAUCUUUCUAUUACGGCCUUGGACCUUCUCUAGUAGGAAUAGCUCCAUAUAUUGCUGUCAACUUUUGCAUCUUCGAUCUAGUGAAGAAAUCUUUACCGGAGGAUUAUAGAGAAAAGGCACAAUCGUCACUAUUCACAGCUGUUCUCUCUGCUGGUGUUGCAACACUAACAUGUUACCCUCUCGACACUGUGAGACGCCAAAUGCAAAUGAGAGGAACUCCAUACAAAUCUAUCCCUGAAGCUUUUUCUGGAAUUAUAGACCGUGAUGGGCUUAUAGGCUUGUACCGCGGCUUUUUACCCAAUGCACUGAAAACUCUACCAAACAGCAGCAUAAGGCUUACAACCUUUGAUAUGGUGAAACGCCUUAUCGCCACAAGUGAGAAGCAGCUUCAGAAAAUCACCGAUGAUAAUCGGAAUCGAGACCAAAAUUGACAAUCAUUUUCUUACUGGAACAUGAAAGUUUUGGAGCCUCUAGAAUAUAUUUUUUUCGCUGAGAGCGACUAGUUUUUACAUUGUAUUUGGUUUUUUAUUUUUCUCACUUUGUUAGUUCUUGUUUGGACCUGCUGUUAUACUUCUGCUACUGGACCUGUUUUGUUGGAACAAACCUCAGAACUGUUUUGCUUUCUUAGGCAAAGGAA